Ostreobium quekettii is the source of this 1014-nucleotide messenger RNA. Lineage: Eukaryota; Viridiplantae; Chlorophyta; Ulvophyceae; Bryopsidales; Ostreobiaceae. The record is from the annotation of a GenBank genome assembly.
AUGAACUACGUGCUCCACAAGUGGUCGGCAGGCUGGGGCCUGCCGUCGCUGUCGGUGGGAUGCAUCCAAGUUGAGGCAGUCCUAAGGUUUGCUGGGCUGAACGUCUACGCGCAACACAGCCGCCUUCCAGGGAGCUCUCCUACUGGCCAAUUCCCAGCGCUGGAGCAUGACAACGACCUCGUAGGCGCCCCUGUGGGCACUGGAGAUGAAGGCGAAUUCGAUGCAAUGAGAGCAGUCAUGGAGUACAUCAAAGGACAGGGGGAGGAUGUUGAUGGACAUCUUACCAAUGCCCAGAGAGGAGAGCUUGCUGGAAUGGUGGCACUGGUGCAGGUGGCGCUUGAGCCUGCCACGCUGUACACAACCUGGAUUGAGCCAGAGGGCUUCAAAAAGUAUCAGAAAGCAUACAGUGGGGUGCUCCCAUGGCCAUUGGACCAUGUUGUGGCAUGGGAAACAAGACGAGCGGUGGUGAAGAAGCUGGAAGGGAUCUCACCGCAAAAGAUCUUUGAGGAAGCAGUUGCGGCCAUUGAGAGUAUUGCUGACUUCAUAGAGGGCCAGCAGUCAAAGGGUUCCUAUUGCUUUGGUGACCAGCCCUCCAGUCUUGAUGCCCUUAUGUAUGGACAUUUGCAAUAUUACAGAAUGGCACCAGUUGCAGCACCAAUCCUGCAGAGAAAGGUCACGGCCAAUGCAUCGCUGCUUCGAUAUCUCGACAGCAUUUCAUCGCGGUUCUUUCAGGAAGAAGCUUCACCCCCUCCACCAAGGAUCAUACCAGAGGAGGCUGACGAGGAGAUUCUGUCACGAUGGUCGAUGGCAGCUCAGGGUCGCAGGAGUGAUGUGCCCCAGUCAUCAGAUGAAGGUGGAAGAGAAAACGUGCAUUUGAAGAAGACAGCCAAAUGGUGGCUAGCCUUUGCCGGAAUCAUGAUGGCUGCAUAUGCCUUUUAUCAUCCUCCACCCAUUCGUGUGCAGUACACAGAUGCGAUGCUGGAUGACGAUGAAGAUGAUGAUGUUGACAGCUAG